This is a messenger RNA of Diceros bicornis minor, 942 nucleotides long. RefSeq names its product olfactory receptor 2H1-like. Gene Ontology annotation, cellular component: membrane. The record is from RefSeq and is a predicted model, not a curated record. Gene Ontology annotation, biological process: G protein-coupled receptor signaling pathway. NCBI's taxonomy places the organism in Eukaryota, Metazoa, Chordata, Mammalia, Perissodactyla, Rhinocerotidae. The transcript has a single exon. Gene Ontology annotation, molecular function: G protein-coupled receptor activity; olfactory receptor activity. Bases 1 to 942 code for a protein of 313 amino acids.
AUGACCAACAAGAGUUUUCCAGCGGGCUUCAUUCUUCUUGGCUUCUCUGAGUGGCCGCAGCUAGAAAUGGUUCUUUUCUGGGUGGUGAUCUUCUUCUACACCAUGAUUGUUCUUGGAAAUUUGACCAUCAUCUUGCUGUGUUGCAUGGACCCUCAUCUCCACACCCCCAUGUACUUCUUUCUUAGCAAUCUUUCCUUCUUGGAGCUUUGUUUCACCACAACCACUGUGCCCCAGAUGUUAUUCAACUUGUGGGGGCCAGACAAGAGCAUCACCUACACAGGCUGUGUCAUCCAACUCUGUGUGUUUCUCUGUCUUGGUGCCACUGAAGGCAUCCUGCUGGUAGUGAUGGCCUUUGACCGCUAUGUUGCCAUCUGCCAGCCCCUGCGUUAUAAAAUCAUUAUCCACCCUUCACUCUGUUGGAAGCUGGUGCUCAUGGCCUGGCUGUCUGGCUUGAUGGAGUCUCUGAUCCAAUCUUUCAUCACGUUCCAGCUGCCCUUCUGUACCCAUCACCACCUGGAUGACUUUCUGUGUGAGGUUCCUGCCCUCAUACGCUUGGCCUGUGGAGACACCUCUGCAAAUGAGUGUCAGAUGACCAUCUCUGCUGUCCUCUUCACCAUUGUGCCAGUGGGAUUGAUCUUGACUUCUUAUGGCUACAUAGCUCAAGCUUUAGGGAAAAUCCAGUCUGAGGAGGGAAGGCAGAAAGCCAUUGUCACUUGCUCCUCCCACCUCAUUGUAGUCUUCAUGUUUUAUGGGACAGUGGCCAUGGUUUACACAGAUCCUAAAAAUCACUUUGCUUCAAAUCAUGGCAAGUUCCUCACCUUCUUCUACACCAUUGUCACACCUUUGUUGAACCCUCUCAUCUACACCCUGAGGAGCAAAGAAGUGAAGGAUGCCCUGCAAAGACUGAUGAGGAAGAGGAUUAGCUUACAAAAAAGUAGAUAA